ACUUUUUUUUCCUGAACUGUUUGAAUCUUUUACUGGUUGACCGGUUGGUCAACCGGCCGGGCAACCGGUUGGUCGACCGGUGUAGCAUUUUCAACGGUCAGUAACAGUGAUUUGGUAAAAUCUGUGUCUUGAUCUCAGUUUGAUGUCUUGUUUGCUGAAUUCUCAUUUUGGUAUGACUUUGGUGCAACCGUUGGAGCGUGAAAAAGUGGGUUUUUCAUCAAAAUUUAAAUCUGAUGCUGGGUUUGGUUCACCGUUGGAGAUGGUCUUAGUUUGUUUGUUUGAGACUUUUGGAUUAUUUGGUAAAUUAGCAGCCUUCCUUUACGAGCCAAGUUUGUUUCAGUCUCUGUUUCACUCUUCCUAACGAUGCCGAGGUGAUGAAGAUGGGUACAAUGAAGAUCUGCAAAUCUGGACCACAAUGGGUUGACCAUCUUGACACCAACAAGUUCACGAUCUGGACGACGAUCUCUAAAUCUGAUGGUUCAAUCAGAUCGAUUGAUUCGACUACGGCUUCAAGUUCGAAAAUACAUCAAAGGUAUUUUGAAGCCUGAAGUAUUAAUGUUUGACUUAUAUGUGCAACCCUGGAGAAUAUUUAGAAUAGUCUGCAAGCAGGCAUUGCAUUCCCCACAGGAUGCUCUUUGGAUUGGACGAAUAGUUGACUAUGCUUUUACAGUGGCAUUCAAUCCUAUGUUUCGUCAUUUGCUUGAAGCGUCACAAGAAGCCACGAACAUAGGAAUCCUGGUCUUGCUAAAAAUACUGAAGGCAGGAAUGAUUUUGUUCUGGUGCAUUAUGCAUUCAAGCAGUACACACGUCAAUUACAGUUAUUUUCUUAAAUGUAAUCUAUGGCUCAAUUAUAAAUGAUAUACAAUAGGACAUUUUAAUGUUGGAUAUAUUAAUGCAUGGAACUAAUAUUCUUUUCAAUUGAGACAAUAUUUCUACUUGCUCAUAUAUUCUUUUCCCCUGUUGUUUCUU
Messenger RNA from Camellia sinensis, 969 nucleotides. The record is from RefSeq and is a predicted model, not a curated record. Lineage: Eukaryota; Viridiplantae; Streptophyta; Magnoliopsida; Ericales; Theaceae.